AUGCAAAAUUCAUCCGAAAGCAACUCACCAUCGUCUUUGAAACCAAACUCAUCGAGCAUUGAUAUCGCUUCUUCAUCGGCUGAUUCCACUCCUCCGAUAGUACUAGAUUAUGCUGGUUUGAAAGAAAGAGGAAUUACUUCGGGUUAUACACGAAAAUUUGCAUCAUUAACAGAGUUUUGGCAAGUUGCCGAGGCCGAUUUCUAUAAAAAAGCAACAGAAUAUUGGAAAGAGAAAGUAACCAAUGAUAUUGAUGGAAUGUUGGGAGGUUUUACUCAUGUUCACGAGAGAGACGUGAAGGAGAGCUCAUCGUUUUUGAAGAAAGUCUUGAAAGAUGUUACACCAGCACGAGAGGGAGAAAAACCAUUCCUAUAUUGUUUGGAAUGUGGAAGUGGAAAUGGACGUGUCACAAAAAAUUUAUUAUCACAAUACUUUGACUAUAUUGAUUGUGAAGAUGUUAAUGAAGAGUUUUUGAUAAGGGCCAAAGAAGAGUGCGCCAAAAUUAAGGAAACAUUUGCGGUAGGACUCCAAGAGUUGCAUACUGUUUUCAAGGACACAAAAAAACCAAAAUAUCAUUGUGUGUGGAUUCAAUGGUGCAGUUGCUUCGUUACCGACCGAGACUUUAUUAAACUUAUGGAGCUAUUCUAUGAUUUACUUUAUGACGGAGGAAUUUUGUGUUUCAAGGAAAAUAUUGCUGCUGACUGCUUUGUGGUGGACGAGGAUGAUGGAUCCCUCACAAGGAGUAAUGAUCACUAUUGCUACUUAUUCUCUAAAGUUGAGUCUAAAUUUACCUUAAUUGAAAAUGUCAAGCAAAAACAUUGGGAAAAGGGCCUCUUUGCUCUUCGAAUGUAUUGUUUGAAAAAGAAGUAA
Messenger RNA from Naegleria fowleri, 867 nucleotides. RefSeq lists its product as uncharacterized. The record is from RefSeq and is a predicted model, not a curated record. Gene Ontology annotation, molecular function: methyltransferase activity. Gene Ontology annotation, biological process: N-terminal protein amino acid methylation. The transcript is spliced from 4 exons. Gene Ontology annotation, cellular component: cytoplasm. Bases 1 to 867 code for a protein of 288 amino acids. Lineage: Eukaryota; Heterolobosea; Eutetramitea; Acrasida; Naegleriidae.